AUUCGUAUUUUAACUUUCAAUUCAUCAAGUCGCAGAUUUACAAUCUUUUCAUUGGAUGUUUUAAUUAUCACCUUUUAAAAAGUUCUAAGAAAUGCUGAAAACUUUCUUAAUCACCGCAUUAUGUUGCGGUGAUAUUUUCAUGCCAAAAACUUCUAAUAAAUUUAAAGAAAUUAAAAGUGCCAGAAACUUUCUCGAUCCACAUUUCACUGAAGGUCACAAGGGCAUCGUUCAAUUAUUUGAGUGGAAGUGGAAUGAUAUCGCCUCUGAAUGUGAAACUUUUCUCUCUCUAAUGGGAUAUGGUGGCGUUCAAAUCUCACCACCAAAUGAGAAUGUCAUCAUCUACAAUCGACCAUGGUAUGAACGUUAUCAACCAAUAUCUUAUUUGAUUAAGACAAGAUCAGGAGAUGAAAAAAGUUUUUUAGACAUGACACAAAGAUGCAAUAAAGUUGGUGUGAGAAUUUAUGUCGAUGUUGUCAUCAAUCACAUGGCAGCUGAUCAGCCAAGCAAAACAGCUGUUGGCACUGGUGGUUCAAAUGCUAAACCUGACAUCAGAGAUUACCCUUUUGUACCUUACAAUGUGACAAACUUUCACCCACCCUGUCCACUCAUUGACUUUAACGAUCGUUAUCAAGUAAGAAAUUGCGAGUUAGUUGGACUUCAUGACUUAAAUCAAACGAUUGAAGAUACAAGAAAUAAGAUUGUUGGUUAUUUAAAUCAUUUAAUUGAUUUGGGAGUCGCUGGGUUCAGAGUAGACGCAGCAAAGCAUAUUUGGCCUAAUGAUCUUCAGAUUAUUUACAAUCGAUUAAACUUCUUAAACACUUCGUUUGGGUUUGAUGCAAGGUUAAAUCCAUUUAUUUAUCAAGAAGUUUUUGACAGUGGAAAUGAAGCUGUCAGUAAAUUUGAAUACACAUUUGCUGCUGUCACUGAAUUCCGCUAUGCACUUGAACUAGCAAGAUCAUUCACAAGAAACGAUCAACUGAAGUGGCUGAGUGGAUUUGGGGGGAAAUGGGGAUUGUUGCCAUCAAAGUAUGCAGUGGUUUUCAUAAAUAAUCAUGACACGCAACGAUCAGGUGGAGUGCUGACUUAUAAAAAUGGAAAAAGCUUUAUCAUGGCUCAAGCUUUCUCUUUAUCUCAUCCAUUUGGGACAAAACGAAUCAUGAGUUCAUUUGAUUUCGAUAAAGUUGAAGAAGGUCCACCAAACGAUGGAAAAGAAAAUAUUUUAUCACCAACAUUUGAUGAGAAUGGACAAUGCAACAAUGGAUGGGUUUGCGAACACAGAUGGCCACAAAUAGCUUCGAUGGUUGAGUUUAUGAAUGUUGUUGAUGGUGAAAAUAUCACAACAUGGUGGGAUAAUGGAAGCAAUCAAAUUGCCUUCUCUCGAGGUUCCAAAGGAUUUAUCGUGUUUAAUUUAGAAACAGAUUCAAUGAAAGAUGUUUUAAUACAAACGAGUUUAAAAAGUGGAAUUUAUUGUGAUGUUGCGAGUGGAAGAAAAACGUCAAAUAAUUCAUGUUCUGGUAAAAAAUUGAUCGUCUCAUCGGAGGGUUUAAUUUCAAUUGACUUACAAUCUGAUGACUUGAAUGGUUUCAUUGCAAUUCAUACGAAGCAGAAACUUGAUUAA
Clunio marinus is the source of this 1618-nucleotide messenger RNA. The record is from the annotation of a GenBank genome assembly. NCBI's taxonomy places the organism in Eukaryota, Metazoa, Arthropoda, Insecta, Diptera, Chironomidae.